Molecule: messenger RNA, 2138 nt
Organism: Myxocyprinus asiaticus (Chinese sucker)
Lineage: Eukaryota; Metazoa; Chordata; Actinopteri; Cypriniformes; Catostomidae
Exons: 2
Coding region: 414-1169 (251 amino acids)
Source: RefSeq, a predicted model, not a curated record
CUCUUUCUCUCUGCAACUGUGAUCCAUAACUCCCUUUCCACUGGCUUUUUUGUUCUUAUGAAGAAGGAAUAGGAGAGACUGGAGUUAGUGGAUCUUUAGAGGUGAGUGCCAGAAUACCUCUGAAUUACCUGCACAGGAGCUAAACGCUGGAUUGGAGACAGAACACUCAGCCUGGGAGGAUAGACAGCAUGAGGAGGCUGAUAUGAAAUUCUUCAUAAGAACAAAAAUGAUUACUUUUGCAUGGACUUUGACUGGAUUCACUGGGAGGAAGAAAGUGGAUUUCUAUGGAUUGUUUCCAAACAGGACACUCUCCACAGACACCGAUGCUAUGUACACUGUGAAGUGGGAUGGACAGAGGAGAAAGUUUCUCCUGUUUUACCUUGGUGAAGACCAAGAAUUUACCAUAAGAUCACAUGGUGCUGCUCAGCAGUGCAAUCAGCGUUGCCAUGGCAGCGCUGAUUCGCACUGCUCGUGAUGAGUCUGUCCACUUCCCUGAGACUGUCGACGAGCCUGUCCAUUUCCCUGUGGCUGUCAACGAGUCCAUCCAGUUCCCUAAGCCUGUCCAGUUCCCUGUGGCUGUCAACGAGUCCAUCCAGUUCCCUAAACCUGUCAAGUUCCCUGUGGCUGUCGACGAGCCUGUUCAAGCACCCCUGUCCAGUCAAGUCUUCUCGUCAAGUCAAGCUGGCCUGGCAAAUCAAGUCAUCAAGCCAAGUCAAGCUGCCAAGCCAUUACACCAAGCCAAAUCAUCACACCAAAUCAAGCCACCACGCCAAGUUGUUAUACCAAGUCUGACCAUCACACCAAAUCUAGCCACUAUGCCAAGUCAUACCAACACGUCAAGUGAUGUCAUCAAGUCGUUUCUUCAAGUCAAAUUGUCACUGCCAUGCCAAGUCAUCUCACCUAUUCAGACUGUCAAACCAAGUCAAGCAGCCAAGUCUUAUCAAGCCAAGUCAAGCUGCCAAGCCAAGCUAUUACACAAGCCCAACAUCACAUCAAAUCAAGCCACCAUGCAAGUCAAACUCAUACCAUCAAGACAAGUCGUCACUUCAAGUCAAGUUGUCACUGUCACACCCAGUCAGUUCAUCUCACCAAUUCAAACCAUCCCACCAAAUCAAGCCGCCAAGCCUAGUCAAGCUGCCAAACCAAGCCAAGCAGCCAAGUCUACUUAAGUCAAGCCAUCAAGUCAACCCAAGCCAUUACACCAAGCCAAACCAUCACACCUAAUCAAGCCACCACGCCAAGUCAAACCGUCAUGCCAAGUCAUCUCAUCAAUUCAAACUGUCAAGCCAAGUCAAGCCACCAAGCCAAGCUAUUAUACCAAGCCCAACCAUCACACCAAAUCAAGCCACCACGCCAAGUCAAACUGGCACGUCAAGUCAUGCCAUCAAGUCAAGUCGUCACUUCAAGUCAAGUUGUCUCUGUCACGCCCAGUCAAGUCAUCUCACCAAUUCAAAUUUUCACACCAAAUCAAGCCGCCAAGCCAUUACACCAAGCCAAACCAUCACACCUAAUCAAGUCACCACAACAAGUCAAACUGCCAUGCCAAGUCAAGUCAUCUCAUCAGUUCAAAAUGAUAAGCCAAGUCAAGCCACCAAACCAAGUCAAGCAGCCAAGUCUAGCCAAGCCAUCACGCCUAGUCGAACGGACACACCUAGUCAAGCGGCUAUGUUAUGUCAAAUCGUCAAGUCAAGCCACCAUGCCAAGCUGCUACACUUUGGACAUUUUUGUCAUGAUCCUGCCUUUUUUGUCCUGUUUAUUCUUGCGUUGGCAGGAUUGUGACAGUUUCCUCCGCCCACCUCUCAGGUUGUCCCAUGUGCUGUUUCUCUCUCUCCCUCGUGUUUCUCACCGGUGCUACUCAGCAGCGCAAUCAACUUUGCCAUGGCAGCGCUGAUUUGCGCUGCUCGUAAUUAGUAGCAGCACCUGUAUCCUAUCUCUCUUUCCUCUAUUUAUUCUCUCCUUUGUCGCAUCUUCCCUGCCAGAUCAUUGUGUUUUGUUCCCAGGCUAGUCGUGUUGGUCCUGUGCAUUCCAGUUACCCCCAGUCGGUUUGUUUUCAGUUUUGUUUUUUCAGUUUUAUUGUUGCUUUUUGUACUCCCUUAUGAGUGUUUUGUUUGUUUAUUUUUUUCAAUAAAACUACAUAA